This is a messenger RNA of Dissoconium aciculare CBS 342.82, 186 nucleotides long. RefSeq lists its product as uncharacterized. The annotation marks the transcript as partial. Lineage: Eukaryota; Fungi; Ascomycota; Dothideomycetes; Mycosphaerellales; Dissoconiaceae. The transcript has a single exon. The record is from RefSeq and is a predicted model, not a curated record. Gene Ontology annotation, molecular function: nucleic acid binding.
AACGCCUCAAUCUAUACAAGUAGUUGGACUAUGUCGUGGUUCUUAGAAAGAGGCAUCGUAGUCCACGUUAGCUGGCCCCCCUACAGUCCAGAUUUGAACUGUAUUGAACACCUAUGGCCACGACUAAAAGAGCGUCUCUACGAGCUCUGUCCUGAGUUAUUAGCUCCGGGGGCUACGAAGGAUUAA